Molecule: messenger RNA, 1733 nt
Organism: Condylostylus longicornis
Lineage: Eukaryota; Metazoa; Arthropoda; Insecta; Diptera; Dolichopodidae
Gene: Prp19
Product: pre-mRNA-processing factor 19
Exons: 3
Coding region: 136-1662 (508 amino acids)
Biological process (GO): mRNA splicing, via spliceosome; protein ubiquitination; DNA repair
Cellular component (GO): Prp19 complex; cytoplasm; U2-type catalytic step 1 spliceosome
Molecular function (GO): ubiquitin protein ligase activity; protein binding
Source: RefSeq, a predicted model, not a curated record
AGAUUAUAGGAAGGAGUUUGAUUUUAGUUUGUUGAUACAAAAAAUAAAGAUAUUUCAUGUUUUGUUAGUGGUAAAAGGAAAAAAAAAUAUUUGAAAGCAUCGCAUUAAAACUAUAAGAAGUUAACUUAAUUUAAAAUGGCAUUAAUUUGCGCAAUUACAAACGAAGUUCCAGAUGUCCCAGUAGUAUCACCCGUUUCAGGAGCAAUUUUUGAAAAGCGAAUUAUAGAAAAAUAUCUUUUAGAAAAUGGGUGCGAUCCAAUUAAUGGAAAAGAAUUAAAAGCAGAAGAUUUGAUAGAAAUUAAAACGCCGCCCAUUGUUAGACCUAAGCCGCCAAGCGCAACUUCAAUUCCCGCAACACUGAAAACAAUGCAAGAUGAGUGGGAUGCUUUGAUGCUUCACGCGUUUACCCAACGACAACAAUUACAAACCGCUCGUCAGGAACUAAGUCAUUCUCUUUACCAACAUGAUGCCGCUUGUCGUGUAAUUGCUCGCUUAAAUAAGGAAGUAGCGGCCGCAAGAGAAGCCCUAGCAACACUUAAACCACAAGCUGGUAUAUCUACGGCAACAGCUGGUGCGACAAAUAUUCCACAACCCGCAAUUGCUUCAGAAGCGGGUGGUGUUGCAACGCAGCCAAUAGAGCAAGCUGGUAUGAGUGCCGAAGUUAUACAAAAAUUACAGGACAAAGCAACCGUAUUAACGCAAGAGCGAAAAAAACGUGGUCGUACUGUACCAGAGGAAUUAGCAACCCAAGAACAAAUAAAAUCGUUCUUGACAGUAGCAUCACAUCCAGGAUUGCAUUCGGCAUCGGUUCCAGGCAUUUUAGCCUUGGAUAUAAAUAGCUCCGAUAACAGCAAAAUUUUAACAGGCGGAAACGAUAAAAAUGCUACAGUAUUUAAUAAAGAUACAGAACAAGUGGUUGCUAUACUGAAAGGUCAUGCUAAAAAAAUAACUAAAGUAAUAUAUCAUCCAGAUGAAGAUACUGUAAUAACUGGUUCUCCUGAUGCAACGAUUCGCAUUUGGAAUGUACCCGCUUGCCAAACUCAGUUACUUUUGCGAUGUCAUGACAGUGCGGUUACGGGUUUAUCUUUACAUCCUACAGGGGACUAUGUCCUUUCAACAUCUUCAGAUCGUCAUUGGGCGUUCUCUGAUAUUCGCACCGGUAGACUUUUAACUAAAGUAAUAGACACAGCCGAAGUUGGCUUAACAACUGCACAAUUUCAUCCUGAUGGCUUGAUUUUUGGUACUGGUACUGAUGAUUCUCAAGUAAAAAUUUGGGAUUUAAAAGAACAAAGUAAUGUCGCGAAUUUUCCGGGUCACACCGGUCCGAUAUCGGCGAUUUCGUUUUCAGAAAAUGGUUAUUAUCUCGCUACAGCAGCAGAUGAUGCUUGCGUUAAAUUAUGGGAUUUGAGGAAAUUAAAAAAUUUCAAGACUAUUCAAUUAGAUGAUGGAUACGAAGUAAAAGAUUUAUGUUUUGAUCAAAGCGGAACAUAUUUGGCUAUUGCUGGGACGGAUGUUAGAAUAUAUCUUUGUAAACAAUGGCAAGAUUUAAUAAUUUUCAAUGACCACACAGCGUUGGCUACUGGUGUUAGAUUUGGAAAACAUGCCCAAUAUUUGGCCUCUACUAGCAUGGAUAGAACCUUAAAAUUAUAUGCAAUUGAAUAGACAAUAAAAAGUCGAAAAUCUAUUUGUAUUUAAGUAUAACCAAUAAUAAAGCUUGUAAAAGUAAACUAAAA